AUGGAGCUGGUCGUCGGGUGCGUGGGCAAGCCCAGCGCCGGCAAGUCGACGUUCUUCAACGCCGUGACGGAUGGCAAGGCCAAGGUGGGCAACUUCCCGUUCACGACCAUCGAGCCGAACGAGGGCAUCACGUACUACAUGACGCCGUGCCCGUGCCUGGACAAGGACAAGACUUCGGUGUGCGCGCCGCGCUACGGCAAGUGCGAGCAGGGCACGCGCUACAUCCCCGUGAAGCUGCUGGACGUGGCCGGCCUGAUCCCCGGCGCGUCUGAGGGCGCGGGCCUCGGCAACAAGUUCCUGGACGACCUGCGCCACGCGCAGGUGCUGAUGCACAUCAUCGACGUGUCCGGCCACACGAACGAGAAGGGCGAGGAGACGGUGGGCUACGACCCCAUCAACGACGCCGACUGGCUGGACACGGAGAUCCACCAGUGGGUGUUCAACAACCUGUGGAAGCGCUGGACGUCCAUCGCCAGGAGACACAAGGCCACCAAGAGCAGUCUCCAGAACACGUUUGUCGGACAGCUGUCGGGCUACGGAGCCACGCCGUCGCUUGUGAGCAAGGUGCUGGAUCGGCUCGGGCUUAAGGAGCCGCUGGACCUCACGACGUGGGUGGAGGACGACGUGCACAACUUGGUCAAGGUGUUCCUGGACAUCCGAUUUCCGACCGUGCUGGUGCUGAACAAGGCGGACCAGGGAGACGACACGGAUCGCAACAUCGAGAAGAUCGUCGAGAAAUACGGCAGCGACCGCUGCUUCGUGGCGAGCGCGGCUGCUGAGUGCUUCUUGCGCGCGGCCAAUAAGCAGCGCUUCAUUCGCUACGAGCCGGGCUCGAUGUUCUACUCGACGCUAGAGGACGACGAUGAGGAGCAAGCCAAGGCCGAUGCUGAAAAGGGACUGGGUCCGCUCAAGCCGAUCGAGAAGAAGAUUCACAGGCGUCUGGAGCGUAUCUCCGAUAUGGUGCUGUUCCGCUACGGCAGCACCGGAGUUCGGGCUGCCAUUAAUGCGGCCGUGGAGCUCGCCGAUGUCGUGGUCGUAUACCCGGUCAAGUCCCUCAAGAGCUUCGCCACCAACACCACGCCCGGAGCGACAAACAAGGGCAUCUUCGCCGACGCGGUGAUUGUGAAACGUGGCACUACUAUCAAGGAGCUGGCGCUCCGUGUCUCGCAGUUUAUUGGAUCCAAUCUCGCGUACGCCGAAGGCGAGGAUGGUCGGAGACGCGCCGAAGACGAGCCCAUCACGAAUAACAACCUCAUCAUCAAGUUCACGACGACCAUUGCUUCGUCGACCAUGGCUCCCUCGGACACGUCUGCAGCAGAUAAGGACGGCAAGAAGGGAGGCAAGAAGGGAGGCAAGGCUGGAGCUGCCAGUGCGGGCGGUGCUGGCGACGACAGCUACGAGUAG
Molecule: messenger RNA, 1404 nt
Organism: Phytophthora sojae
Lineage: Eukaryota; Oomycota; Peronosporomycetes; Peronosporales; Peronosporaceae
Exons: 1
Coding region: 1-1404 (467 amino acids)
Cellular component (GO): cytoplasm
Molecular function (GO): ATP hydrolysis activity; GTP binding
Source: RefSeq, a predicted model, not a curated record